This is a messenger RNA of Arthroderma uncinatum, 3417 nucleotides long. Its product is annotated as A-factor-processing enzyme. Lineage: Eukaryota; Fungi; Ascomycota; Eurotiomycetes; Onygenales; Arthrodermataceae. Gene Ontology annotation, molecular function: metal ion binding; metalloendopeptidase activity. Gene Ontology annotation, biological process: peptide catabolic process. Gene Ontology annotation, cellular component: cytosol; mitochondrion. The transcript is spliced from 2 exons. The record is from RefSeq and is a predicted model, not a curated record. The coding region runs from base 1 to 3417 and encodes 1138 amino acids.
AUGGCGCAGGUCGAGCAUUUGGCUGACAGCCUCGAGAAGCCGUCUGUCGAUAACCGCACAUAUCGUGUGAUCAGAUUGCCAAACAAGCUCGAGGCUCUUCUGGUCCAUGACCCGGAUACUGAUAAGGCCAGUGCUUCGGUCAACGUCAACGUAGGGAACUUCUCUGACGACGAUGACAUGCCUGGCAUGGCUCACGCGGUCGAGCAUCUCCUCUUCAUGGGCACUGAAAAGUACCCAAAGGAGAAUGACUACAACCAGUAUCUUGCCUCACACUCCGGUCACUCGAAUGCAUAUACCGCUGCAACAGAGACAAACUAUUUCUUUGAGGUUGCUGCUACCUCUCAUCCCCGAUCCAAAGCUCCGUCUGCUACGCCAUCCGCUACGCCGUCCCAGGCUCCAACUCCAGUCGGAACUAUGGCAGACAAGAUGUCUCAUCUUACCGUAGGAGGGGCAACAAACAGUGCCAGCUCCUCGAUAAGUGAUCUGACACCGCCGUUAUACGGUGCUCUUGACAGAUUCGCCCAGUUUUUCAUCGCUCCGCUUUUCCUCCCGUCCACACUAGACCGUGAGCUCCAAGCUGUCGAUUCAGAAAACAAGAAGAACCUGCAGAGUGAUCCGUGGCGUAUGCUGCAGCUAAACAAAUCCCUCUCCAAUCCAAAGCAUCCCUAUCACCACUUUUCCACAGGAAACCUGAAGACCCUUCGGGAUGACCCCCAGGAGCGUGGACUAGAUGUCAGGACCGAGUUCAUGAAGUUCCAUGAUAAGCACUACUCUGCAAACCGGAUGAAGCUUGUUGUCUUGGGCAGAGAGCCAUUAGAUGAAUUGGAGGGAUGGGUUGCAGAACUAUUUGCAGACGUGAAGAACAAGGAUUUGCCCCAAAAUAGAUGGGAUGAUAUCGAGGUAUUUGGGAAGGAUGAUAUGCUGAAGAUGGUUUUUGCAAAGCCCGUGAUGGAUAGCAGAACCCUGGAUAUCUUCUUCCCUUACCCGGACGAGGAAGAUUUGUAUGAGUCCCAGCCGAGUCGCUAUAUCAGCCACUUGAUCGGACAUGAGGGUCCUGGCAGUAUACUUGCAUACAUUAAGUCCAAGGGAUGGGCAACUGAACUUUCAGCCGGUUCGAUGCCCAUCUGCCCUGGAUCGUCAUUGUUUAACGUAUCCGUUCGUCUGACGGAGGAUGGCUUGCAUCAUUACAAAGAGGUCAUCAAGACCGUCUUCCAGUACAUUUCUUUAAUCAAGGAACGGGCACCUGAGCAGUGGAUCUUCGACGAGAUGAAGAACCUUUCUGAAGUCGAUUUCAAGUUCAAGCAGAAGACUCCAGCCAGCCGAUUCACAAGCAGCCUUAGCAGCGUUAUGCAGAAACCAUACCCGCGUGAAUGGCUCCUGAGCGGCUCGACUUUGUUGCGCAAGUUUGAACCCGAACUUAUUUCAAAGGGACUCGCCCAGCUUAAUGCUGACAAUUUCAAUAUCGAAAUCGUAUCCCAGACAUUCCCUGGUGACUGGGACCAGAAGGAAAAAUGGUACGGCACUGAGUAUAAGGUGGAGAAGGUUCCAGAGGACUUGCUUUCUGAGAUUCGUCACUCCUUGGAAUCACCCAAGGGUAGAAUUCCGGAAUUACACAUGCCACAUAAGAACGAGUUCGUUCCAACUAGACUCGACGUUGAGAAGAAGGAGGUAGCAGAACCCGCUAAACGACCAAGUCUGAUUCGAAUGGAUGAAAAGGUCAGAACCUGGUUCAAGAAAGAUGACACUUUCUGGGUUCCUAAGGCGGCGUUGGAGAUUACCCUCCGAAGUCCCCUGGUAUAUGCUACCCCUGGAAAUAACGUGAUGGCCAAAAUCUACUGCAGUUUGGUUAGGGAUGCCCUGACCGAAUACUCAUAUGAUGCAGAGCUAGCAGGAUUGGACUACGAUCUAUCUCCCAGCGUUUUCGGCUUGGAGGUAGCGAUUGUGGGAUACAACGAUAAGAUGGCAGUGUUGCUUGAAAAGGUUCUGUUGAUCAUGAGGGAUCUCGAGAUCAAACCAGACCGAUUCAAAAUCGUCAAGGAACGCAUGGCUCGGGGUUAUAAGAACUCUGAUUACCAGCUUCCAUACUACCAGGUCGGCAGCUUCACGAGGUACCUGACGGCCGAGAAAGCUUGGAUUAAUGAGCAGUUGGCUCCCGAGCUAGAUCACAUCGAGCUCGAGGAUGUCGCAGCCUUCUUCCCUCAGUUGCUUCGUCAAACGCAUAUUGAGAUCUUGGCCCACGGCAAUCUCUACAAGGAAGACGCGCUUAAACUUACCGACUUGAUUGAGUCGACCCUUAAACCGAGAACACUCCCACAGUCUCAGUGGCAUGUCCGCAGGAAUAUGAUCAUUCCUCCUGGAAGCAAUUACAUCUACGAAGAAACCCUCAAGGAUCCUGCUAACAUCAACCACUGCAUCGAGUACUAUCUCUUCGUUGGAGCUCUUACCGACCCCAUGUUACGUGCAAAAUGCUUGCUGUUCGGACAAAUGACAAACGAGCCUGCAUUUGACCAGCUCCGAACGAAGGAGCAACUAGGCUACGUUGUCUGGAGCGGUGCUCGCUAUUCCUCGACAACCCUGGGUUAUCGUGUAAUCAUCCAGAGUGAGCGAGACAACCAGUACCUGGAGACUCGCAUUGAUUCCUUCCUUGAGAACUACGGAGCGACCCUUGCUUCUAUGUCCGAUGAAGAAUUCGAGGGUCACAGACGAAGCAUCAUCAACAAGAGAUUGGAGAAGUUGAAAAACCUCGGUUCCGAAACCGGUCGAUUCUGGUCUCAUAUUGGCUCGGAGUAUUUCGAUUUCACACAACAUGAAACCGAUGUCGAGGUCUUGGAGGAAUUGACCAAGGAUGAUAUCAUCGAGUUUUACCGCCAGUACAUCAACCCCAAUUCUGCAACUCGCGCAAAGCUUUCUAUUCACAUGAAGGCACAGGCGAGUGCAAGCCUCAUUGCUUCGCCAGAGCAGAAAGGCGCUGUGAUCUCUAAGAUUGAGCAGUUCCUCGGCGCAGCUGGAGCCAAGGUUGAUGCAGACAAAUUCAAGGAAGCCUUCAAGGACAUCACCAUCUCCAGCAAUAACUUAGAUGGAAUCGUCUCCACCGUGCGCGAUCACUUGACUUCAGCCUUGAAGAUGGCAGAGGAUGAAGCCACGAAGCUUCUAGAGCCAGCCAAGGGGCUUUUGCCUAAUUUGCUCACACAAGCUGGUGUGAAAACCGUUACCAACGGGGACAAAGAACCUGAAUCCAAGGAAGUUUCUGCGAACGGCGAUGCUAAUGGCAUCGUUACCAAGGGCAAUGAACCUCCCCACCGCAAGCAGACGUUCAUUACCAACGUUCCUGAAUUUAAAGCACGUCUUAGUGUCAGUGCCGCUACAGUUCCGGUGGUCGACUUGUCCGAAUUUGAAGACUUCGACCCAAAGCUCUAG